AGCGCAGCGCAGCCAGCCUGGCCAGCUGCGCGUCCCGGUGCCCGCACCCUGCCACCACCGCCGUGCUGCGCUGGAGCGCACGGAGCAUGGCCAGAGCCGCAGAAGCUCAGGUGCUUGGCGUUCGAGGGGCUUGUGAGCAUCGGUGAUCAGCUGUCACGCCCAGACAGACCUGUCUGCCGAGAUCGCCCAGAGUCUGCCUAGGCGCGGGUGACACUGCGGCGCGUUUGCAGGGUGACAGCCGCCUCGCGGUUGAUACGUCUUGGGCUCCGUGCGUCCUCCGUCUCUCCCCAUCCUCUGCUCUUUUGCUCAAAGGUUCACACCCGCAGGCUCCAGAGCGCGACGUGUGCGUCCCCGUAGCCGGUGUCUCUUCCUAAGGAGCCUUCUCACUUCGGAGGCGCAAUGACAAGUUAAUAUGGGCGUCCACGCCUCGGUUUCCCAGGAGAAGAAUUGCCAAAGGCAGCGGUCCCCGUGAACCCAGAGCUUCUGAACAGGCCUCCCGCUGCGACAUCCGCGCAGGUGGGACCUGCUGUGGGCAGUGACUGGCCCGCCACCCAGCAGGCGCACUCGCAGGAUUUCCCCAAUUCCCCGACCCGGGGAUUCUGUUUUUUGGUUUUUGGUUUUUUUUCUUCCACUGUUGGUGGGCGCCUCGCGGGCCGAGGCCCGGCGCCUACUCGGCUGCCCGCGCUGCCUUUAGCGGUCGCCUCCGCCGCCGCUGCCAGGGACGUGCUGGGAAAGCCAAAGCCCCGGGAGAAGAUGCCGGCCAUCCUGGUAGCCUCCAAAAUGAAAUCGGGACUGCCCAAACCCGUGCACAGCGCCGCGCCCAUCCUGCACGUGCCCCCGGCCCGGACUGGUCCUCAGCCCUGCUAUCUUAAGUUGGGGAGCAAGGUGGAGGUGAGCAAGACGGCCUACACUAGCCAAAUCCCCCUGAAAUCGCAGGGGCUGCAGGAGCCGACGGGGGAGGGGCUCCCGUUGCGGAAGAGCAGCUCUCUGGAGAACGGGUUCGAUACCCAGAUCUACACGGAUUGGGCCAAUCAUUACCUCGCUAAAUCCGGCCACAAACGCCUCAUCAAGGACCUCCAGCAAGAUGUGACCGAUGGUGUGCUCCUGGCCCAGAUCAUCCAGGUUGUAGCAAAUGACAAGAUUGAAGACAUCAAUGGCUGUCCAAAGAACAGAUCGCAAAUGAUUGAAAACAUAGAUGCCUGCUUGAAUUUCCUGGCAGCUAAGGGAAUCAACACCCAGGGGCUGUCCGCAGAAGAGAUCAGAAAUGGAAACCUCAAGGCCAUUCUAGGCCUCUUCUUCAGCCUCUCCCGAUACAAGCAGCAGCAGCAACAGCAGCAGCAGCAGCAGCAGCAGCCGCCGCCUGAGAAGCAGCCCCUCUCCUCAUCCCCUCUGCCACCUGCCGGGUCUCAGGUGGCCGGGGCGCCUUCCCAGUGCCAGGCUGGCACUCCUCAGCAUCAGGGGCUGGCUACUCCCCAAGCCCCGUGCCAGCUCCUCCAGCCAGUUUCACAUCAGCAAGCGAAAACACAAGUGGAAAUGCAGUCCAGUGCAUCAUCUAAGGACUCAUCUCAAAGCAAAAUCAUCCGCUUCACUCUGGGUCAAAAAAAGAUCUCUAGACUCCCAGGUCCUACCGCAAGGGUGGCCACUGCAGGCAGUGAGGCCAAAACACGCGGAGGAGGGUCAGCUGCUGCCAACAACCGUCGGAGCCAGAGCUUUAACAACUACGACAAGUCUAAACCUGUCACCUCUCCACCCCCACCUGCACCACCAAGUAACCAUGAGAAAGAGCCACUGGCAAGCUCAGCCUCCUCCCAUCCUGGAAUGAGCGAAAAUGCCCCUGCGCCCUUGGAGAACAGCCCUGCCAUCCCCGUUAACUGCUCCUCCUCAGCCAUCCCGCAGCCCAGCGUGACCUCCAAACCUUGGCGCGGCAAGUCCCUCAGCGUGAAGCACAGUGCCACCUCAGCCAUGCUGUCUGUCAAACCUGCUGGACCCGAGGCCCCCAGGCCCACACCUGAAGCCAUGAAGCCUGCCCCCAACAAUCAGAAAUCCAUGUUGGAAAAGCUCAAACUUUUCAACAGCAAGGGAGGCUCCAAAGCCGGCGAGGGCUCGGCAUCCCGGGACACGAGCUGCGAGCGGCUAGAGAUCCUGCCCAGCUUCGAAGAGACUGAAGCGUUGGAGGCCACCGCCAACAGGGCACUUUCGACCGCGGGCCCGGCAUCCAGCAGCCCCAAGAUUGCACUCAAAGGCAUUGCACAGAGGACUUUCAGCAGGGCGCUUACCAAUAAGAAGAGCUCCCCAAAGGGUAAUGAGAAAGAAAAGGAGAAACAGCAGCGGGAGAAGGAGAAGGAGAAAGAGAAAGGCAAGGACCUCACCAAAAGAGUCUCCGUGACCGACAGGCCUGACCUCAAGGAAGAACCCAAGGAAGAUCUCGGUGGGGUGGUUGUGACUGAGAUGCCGAAAAAGUCCUCCAAGAUCGCCAGCUUUAUCCCCAAAGGGGGCAAGCUCAACAGCACCAAGAAGGAGGCUACAGCUCCGUCCCACAGCGGUAUACCAAAACCAGGAAUGAAGAACAUGUCUGGGAAGUCCCCAAGUGCCCCCAUACCUCCCAAGGAAGGAGAGAGGAGCAGAGGGAAGCUGAGCUCAGGGCUCCCUCCCCAGAAGGCCCAGCUGGACAGCGGGCACUCUAGCUCCUCCUCUAGCCUGGCAUCCUCAGAGGGAAAAGGCCCCGGAGGGACCACUCUGAACCACAGCAUCAGCAGCCAAACCGUCAGCGGCUCCGUCGGGACCACGCAGACCACUGGAAGCAAUACCGUCAGUGUCCAGCUACCUCAGCCUCAGCAGCAAUACAACCAUCCCAACACAGCCACGGUCGCACCUUUUCUGUACAGGUCCCAGACGGACACCGAAGGGAAUGUCACUGCCGAGUCCAGCUCAGCGGGUGUGAGCAUGGAGCCCAGCCACUACACCAAGAGUGGACAGCCAGCUCUGGAGGAACUCACUGCAGAAGACCCCGAGGCUCGGCGGCUUCGGACAGUAAAGAACAUCGCAGACCUACGACAGAAUUUAGAAGAGACCAUGUCCAGUUUACGGGGAACUCAGGUUACACACAGCACAUUAGAAACCACGUUUGACACCAAUGUCACCACUGAGAUAAGCGGCCGCAGCAUCCUCAGCCUCACAGGAAGACCCACUCCUCUGUCCUGGAGACUCGGACAGUCCAGCCCCCGGCUCCAGGCAGGAGAUGCCCCUUCAAUGGGCAACGGGUAUCCACCUCGAGCCAACGCCAGCCGCUUCAUCAGUGCCGAGGCAGGCCGCUACGUGUACUCUGCCCCUCUGAGAAGGCAGCUGGCCUCUAGGGGCAGCAGCAUCUGCCAUGUGGAUGUCUCGGACAAGGCAGGCGAUGAUGUAGACCUGGAAGGCAUCAGCAUGGACGCCCCAGGCUACAUGAGUGAUGGGGAUGUCCUGAGCAAGAAUAUCCGAAGUGAUGACAUCACUAGCGGGUAUAUGACAGAUGGUGGACUCGGCCUUUACACCCGUCGCCUGAACCGGCUUCCCGAUGGGAUGGCUGUGGUGCGAGAGACCCUACAACGAAAUACCUCCCUGGGCCUCGGAGAUGCUGACAGCUGGGAUGACAGCAGCUCCGUCAGCAGCGGCAUCAGCGACACCAUAGACAACCUCAGCACGGAUGACAUCAACACCAGCUCCUCCAUCAGCUCCUACGCCAACACGCCUGCCUCCUCCCGGAGAAACCUGGAUGUGCAGACUGACACUGAGAAACACUCGCAGGUGGAGAGGAAUUCCCUGUGGUCUGGUGACGACAUCAAGAAAUCAGAUGGAGGCUCAGACAGUGGCGUGAAGAUGGAGCCGGGCUCCAAGUGGCGGCGGAAUCCUUCAGACAUGUCCGAUGAGUCGGACAAAAGUGUGUCUGGCAAGAAGAAUCCAGUUCUUUCACAGACAGGCUCAUGGCGGAGAGGCAUGACGGCAGAGGUGGGCAUCACCAUGCCAAGGACCAAGCCAUCAGCUCCGACGGGCACACUGAAGACCCCAGGGACUGGAAAAACAGACGAUGCCAAGGUGUCUGAGAAGGGAAGGCUUUCGCCCAAAGCUUCCCAGGUCAAGCGCUCCCCGUCAGAUGCUGGCCGCAGCAGUGGGGACGAAUCCAAAAAGACCCUCCCCAGCAGCUCCAGGACGCCCACGGCCAAUGCCAACAGCUUUGGGUUCAAGAAACAGAGCGGCUCCGCUGCUGGGCUGGCCAUGAUCACAGCCAGCGGGGGCACCGUCACCAGCAGGUCUGCCACACUGGGUAAAAUCCCCAAGUCGUCCGCCCUCGUCGGUCGGCCCACGGGUCGGAAGACAAGCAUGGACGGAGCCCCAAACCAGGACGAUGGGUACCUGUCUCUCAGCUCCCGCACGAACUUACAGUACCGGAGCCUGCCUAGGCCCAGCAAGUCCAACAGCCGGAACGGAGCCGGGAAUAGAUGUAGCACCAGCAGCAUCGACUCUAACAUGAGCAGCAAGUCGGCAGGCCUGCCAGUGCCCAAGCUGAGGGAGCCCUCCAAAAUAUCCCUGGGCAGCUCGCUACCAGGGCUUGUCAACCAGACGGACAAGGAGAAAGGCAUUUCUUCAGACAGCGAGAGCGUGGCUUCCUGCAACUCUGUGAAAGUGAACCCAGCCACCCAGCCGGUGUCCAGCUCAGCUCAGGCCACUCUGCAGCCAGGGACCAAGUACGCAGAUGUGGCCUCUCCCACACUCCGCAGACUCUUUGGUGGGAAGCCAACCAAGCCCAUCGCCACAGCCGAAACUAUGAAAAGUGCAGUGGUCAUCUCCAACCCUCAUGCCACCUUGACCCAGCAAGGUAACCUAGAGUCCCCCUCAGGCAGCGGUGUCCUGAGCAGUGGGAGCAGCAGCCCUCUCUACAGUAAGAACGUGGACCUCAACCAGUCUCCUCUAGCGUCCAGCCCCAGCUCAGCCCACUCGGGCCCUUCUAACAGCCUCACCUGGGGUACCAGCUCGUCAGCAGUGAGCAAGGACGGCCUGGGCUUCCAGUCUGUUAGCAGCCUGCACACCAGCUGUGAGUCUAUUGACAUAUCCCUCGGCAGCGGAGGGGGCUUGAGUCACAACUCCUCCCCUGGUCCAGUGGCCUCCACUAAGGAAGACUCCUUGAUGCCUUUUGUCCGCACCAGCAGUGUGAAGACCACACUGUCGGAAAGCCCUCUCUCUUCCCCCGCUGCUAGCCCUAAGUUCUGCAGAAGUACUCUGCCCAGGAAACAGGACAGUGACCCGCACCUUGAUAGGAACACUUUGCCUAAGAAAGGACUCAGGUAUACACCCACCUCCCAGCUUCGCACGCAAGAAGACGCCAAAGAAUGGUUCCGGUCCCACUCAGCAGGGGGCCUGCAGGACACUGCUACCAAUUCCCCCUUUUCCUCCGGCUCCAGUGUCACUUCUCCUUCAGGAACAAGAUUCAACUUCUCUCAGCUUGCGAGCCCCACCGCUGUCACCCAGAUGAGCUUGUCCAACCCAACCAUGCUGAGGACCCACAGCCUGUCCAACGCGGAUGGCCAGUAUGACCCCUAUACCGACAGCCGCUUCCGGAACAGCUCCAUGUCUCUGGAUGAGAAGAGCCGAACAAUGAGUCGGUCGGGCUCCUUCCGGGAUGGGUUUGAGGAAGAAUUGUGGAGGGAAAGUUCUGCGGGCUGCUUUGUCAGCUACCUUCAUAAUUCACUUCAUUUCUCUCACCCUCUGCUCCUUCACCUAAGACUUCCAACAGUUCAUGGAUCCUCCCUGUCCUUGGUUUCCAGCACGUCCUCCAUCUACUCCACGCCAGAAGAAAAAUGCCAGUCAGAGAUUCGAAAGCUACGGCGAGAGCUGGAUGCCUCCCAGGAAAAGGUGUCUGCGCUGACUACCCAGCUAACUGCAAACGCUCACCUUGUGGCAGCCUUCGAGCAGAGCCUGGGAAACAUGACCAUCAGGCUACAGAGUUUAACUAUGACUGCGGAGCAGAAGGAUUCAGAACUGAACGAGUUAAGAAAAACCAUCGAACUGCUGAAGAAACAGAAUGCGGCUGCCCAGGCUGCCAUUAAUGGAGUGAUUAACACGCCAGAGCUCAACUGCAAAGGAAAUGGCCGUGCCCAGGCUACAGAUCUACGCAUCCGUAGGCAGCACUCCUCCGACAGUGUCUCCAGUAUCAAUAGUGCCACCAGCCACUCGAGUGUGGGCAGCAACAUAGAGAGCGACUCAAAGAAAAAGAAGAGGAAAAACUGGGUCAAUGAGUUACGCAGCUCCUUCAAGCAAGCCUUUGGAAAGAAGAAGUCCCCCAAGUCAGCAUCCUCUCACUCAGACAUCGAGGAGAUGACGGAUUCCUCAUUGCCUUCCUCACCAAAAUUGCCACACAAUGGAUCUACGGGCUCUACCCCACUGCUGAGGAAUGCCCACUCAAACUCUCUCAUUUCCGAGUGUAUGGACAGCGAAGCUGAGACAGUCAUGCAGCUACGAAAUGAGCUGAGAGACAAGGAGAUGAAGCUGACAGACAUCCGCCUGGAAGCGCUCAGCUCUGCUCACCAGUUGGACCAGCUCCGAGAGGCCAUGAACAGGAUGCAGAGUGAAAUUGAGAAGCUGAAAGCCGAGAAUGACCGACUGAAGUCUGAGUCUCAGGGCAGUGGCUGUAGCCGGGCCCCCUCCCAGGUGUCCAUCUCCGCCUCCCCGAGGCAGUCUUUAGGGCUCUCCCAGCACAGCCUGAACCUCACAGAGUCUACUAGUCUAGACAUGUUGCUGGAUGACACUGGUGAAUGCUCGGCUCGGAAGGAAGGAGGCAGGCAUGUUAAGAUAGUUGUCAGCUUUCAGGAGGCAAUGAAGUGGAAGGAGGACUCCAGACCACACCUCUUCCUCAUUGGCUGCAUCGGAGUUAGUGGCAAAACCAAGUGGGACGUGCUCGAUGGGGUGGUUAGACGGCUGUUCAAAGAAUACAUCGUUCAUGUGGACCCAGUGAGUCAGCUGGGGCUGAGUUCAGACAGUGUUCUUGGCUACAGCAUUGGUGAGAUCAAGCGCAGCAACACCUCUGAGACGCCCGAGCUCCUCCCUUGUGGCUAUCUUGUGGGAGAGAACACCACUAUCUUGGUGACCGUCAAAGGGCUCACGGAAAACAGCCUGGACUCUCUGGUGUUUGAGUCCCUGAUCCCCAAGCCCAUCCUGCAGCGCUACGUAUCCCUGCUGACGGAGCACCGGCGGAUCAUCCUCUCGGGCCCCAGCGGCACUGGGAAAACCUACCUGGCCAACCGGCUCUCUGAGUAUGUGGUACUUCGGGAAGGACGGGAGUUGACAGAUGGCGUCAUCGCGACCUUUAACGUGGACCACAAGUCCAGCAAGGAACUGCGCCAGUAUCUGUCCAACCUGGCCGACCAGUGCAACAGCGAGAACAACGCUGUGGAUAUGCCUCUAGUGAUCAUCCUGGACAACCUGCACCAUGUCAGCUCUCUGGGCGAGAUCUUCAAUGGGCUGCUUAACUGCAAAUACCACAAAUGCCCUUACAUCAUUGGCACGAUGAACCAGGCUACCUCUUCCACCCCCAACCUGCAGCUUCAUCAUAACUUCAGGUGGGUGCUUUGUGCCAACCACACGGAGCCCGUGAAGGGUUUCCUUGGCCGCUUCCUGAGGAGGAAGCUCAUGGAGACGGAGAUCAGUGGGCGGGCGCGCAAUGCGGAGCUGGUGAAAAUCAUCAACUGGAUCCCGAAGGUCUGGCAUCACCUCAAUCGCUUCCUGGAGGCCCACAGCUCCUCAGAUGUCACCAUUGGUCCCCGGCUCUUCCUGUCAUGUCCCAUUGACGUGGAUGGUUCCAGAGUGUGGUUCACUGACCUGUGGAACUACUCCAUUAUCCCCUACCUCCUGGAAGCCGUCAGAGAAGGACUCCAGCUCUACGGAAGGCGUGCCCCCUGGGAGGACCCCGCCAAGUGGGUAAUGGACACCUACCCAUGGGCCGCCAGCCCACAGCAGCACGAGUGGCCCCCACUCCUGCAGCUCCGGCCUGAGGAUGUGGGCUUCGAUGGCUACUCCCUGCCUCGGGAGGGGUCAACAAGCAAGCAGAUGCCCCCCAGUGACACUGAAGGAGAUCCACUGAUGAACAUGCUGAUGCGGUUGCAGGAGGCGGCCAACUACUCCAGCCCCCAGAGCUAUGACAGUGACUCCAACAGCAACAGCCACCAUGAUGACAUCCUGGACUCGUCCCUGGAGUCCACUCUGUGACCGAGGCUCCCCUACUCUUCCUCGCUCCAUCCCACCCUGCAUCCUCCACUUCAUUCUGAAGAUGACUUCCUGAGCCAGCCCUGGCUGCCACAGCCUUGAAGCCAGAGCAGAGUAGCGGGAGCAGGAACCCCUCGUCCCUUGCUCUCUGCCCUUGCAUGAGCAGCCCAGGACCUCCCCCUCCAUCAGUGACAACUAUACUAGCCUCUGUUCUACCCUCAUCCUCAUUUUUUGCCUUGUUGCCGUGACCUCCGUGAGACACUGAAAAUACUUCAUGGGAAAGGAUCCUCACCGUUGAAAUAUAAAGGGUUUAAAUGGAAA
Molecule: messenger RNA, 8553 nt
Organism: Mus pahari (shrew mouse)
Lineage: Eukaryota; Metazoa; Chordata; Mammalia; Rodentia; Muridae
Gene: Nav2
Product: neuron navigator 2
Exons: 41
Coding region: 754-8235 (2493 amino acids)
Biological process (GO): nervous system development; neurogenesis
Molecular function (GO): ATP hydrolysis activity; protein binding
Source: RefSeq, a predicted model, not a curated record